AAAAACUCCUUACCUGCAUUAUCAGCUAUCUAUGGAAAUUCAUUCAGCAAUUCAAAUCCUUUCAACAAAAGGAAUGGCUCUGGAUUGGUCUCUAUUGACGUGAAUGGAAAGAAAAAGAAAGCAUUCAACAUUGAAAAGGUUAAUCGAACCAUGGACGUCAAGAUGUACGAGAAGAACAACUCCUCUAGCUUAGUCGGCCCUGCUAGAACCAAAGACUAUUCAUCAAAGAAGAGCCCCAAUAACGCUAAGAGAAACCUGAGCAUGGGAAGCAAUAUGACCUAUGAUGAGAGAAAAAGCCUUGAAACAAAAAUGAACCUUAUAAAGCAAUCCAAUGCUUCUCAGUACACUGGGUUUAGAAAUCCUCGUUAUAAGCUUAGGUCGUUGAUGACUAAGGGCAGGAGGUCUGCUUCUCGCCGUAAAAGCUCAAAUAGUAAAAAGAGAGCUCACAAACAAAAGAUUACUUCACAUUACAAGCAAAAAUUUCCCUUAGAUAACAAAAUGAGAAAAGCAAGUGAGAAGAAGAGACAGCUUCAGAUGAGAGCCAGGCUUGCCAAGAAAUUAUCUGGCAUCAAAUCUAAUGAUGACUACAAGCAAGAGGAGGAGGAAGAAGAUAUCCCAACUAACGAGGCUGCUGAUGAAUCUUGAGAGUACAAUAUCCCUGAGCCAGGUGAGAAAAUAGACUUCAACCAACCUCGUGAAAAAGAAGAUGAAGAGGUCAUUUCUAAUAAUCCUGAGGAUUGAAAAUAUACUAUCUUCAGUGGCGAAGGAGAGAUCCUUGGGACAGCUGGCGAAACCCAAAAUCACGACACAAAGUCAAAGAAGAUGUCCAGUUCUGAAUUAAUUCAGCAUCUGACCAAAGAGAAUAAGUCCUUGAAGGAGUAUAUAAAGAAGAUUUUGAAAUCCUUUCAGAAAUUUAAGCAUAACCAAAGUAUAACAGUUGAGAAAGACAGUAUCAAAAUUUCUUCUAAGUAAUUUUUCAAUAU
This is a messenger RNA of Moneuplotes crassus, 983 nucleotides long. NCBI's taxonomy places the organism in Eukaryota, Ciliophora, Spirotrichea, Euplotida, Euplotidae. The record is from the annotation of a GenBank genome assembly.